Alternaria viburni is the source of this 372-nucleotide messenger RNA. RefSeq lists its product as uncharacterized. The transcript has 2 exons. Bases 1 to 372 code for a protein of 123 amino acids. Lineage: Eukaryota; Fungi; Ascomycota; Dothideomycetes; Pleosporales; Pleosporaceae. The record is from RefSeq and is a predicted model, not a curated record.
AUGUUCUUCUUCUUUACUUGCGGAACACACACAUUCACCUCCCGCCUCGCCGGCACCGAAAACCUGACGCUCCAAUGCCAAAACUGCGGCAACAACACCGGCCGCGUAAUGAAGCGCUGGGAAUGGUUUACCUUCUGCUUCAUCCCCGUUAUCCCAUUCAGCCUCAAGCCACGCAAGGAAGUGGGGUGCCACGUCUGCAAUUUCUGGCAGGACAUCAAGUAUCGGCCGGAACUGGCGCAUCUUGCCAAUGGGGGUAAGCCGCAGGAGGGUGCGUCUAUGCCGAUGAAUGGGUAUGGAGGACAGGGUCCGCCGGGUGGUGGUGCACCACCGGGUUAUGGGCCGCCGCCGCAGGGGGUGCCGCAGUAUAAGUAG